AUGACUGCCGAUAUCCGUGUCUCAAUCGAUCGAGGCGGCACAUUCUGCGACGUUAUUGCGCACGUUGAAGGGCGCGAGCCAAUCAUCUUCAAGCUUCUUUCGGUAGACCCCGCAAACUAUCAAGAUGCUCCCACUGAAGGCAUCAGAAGAGUGCUGGAGAUUGUAGAGGGCAAAAAGAUCCCAGUGGGAGAAAAGCUGGACGGAACUAGAAUUGCAUCGUGUCGCCUGGGCACCACCGUCGCUACAAAUGCUUUAUUAGAGGGGAAGUAUGAAAAGUUUGCACUUGUGACGACCAAAGGUUUCGAAGAUGUGUGCGUCAUUGGAGAUCAAUCAAGGCCGAAGCUGUUUGACUUGAAGGUGAAGAAAGCCGAGGCCCUUCAUGACACCGUCAUCGGGGUCGAUGAGCGGGUGACGAUCGAGGAUUAUGACUUGAACCCAUAUCCUUUGGACAAGUCGGCCUCGCUCAAUGACCCAGAUCUCGUACGGACGCCGAGCGGGGAAAUCAUUCGCAUAUUGGCUCGCGUCAACGAGGAAACUGUCCGCGAGCAGCUCCUGGCUUUGCGCGAUGCCGGCUACAAUUCCGUCGCCAUCUCUUUCAUGCAUUCAUACAUCUUCCCCGAUCAUGAGGACCAGGUGGCAAAGAUUGCCCGCGAAGUAGGCUUCACAUACGUGACGACCUCGGCAGAGACUAGACCUGUGCUCAAGUAUUUGAACCGCAGUACUUCAUGCUGCUCCGAAGCCUGCCUUUACCCAGUUAUCCGGAGAUACAUUGAGAACUUUGAGUCGGGUUUCCGAGUCUUGCCGCGACGAGUCGAUUUCAUGUGCUCCGAUGGCGGUCUGAAACAAUCUCAAAAGUUCAGAGGCAAUGAAGCUCUCCUCAGCGGUCCUGCCGGUGGAGUCGUGGGCAUUGCAACAUCUUGUUACGAUGUCGAACAGAAAAUACCAAUCAUUGGAUUCGACAUGGGAGGCACGAGUACCGACGUUUCAAGGUUCGAUGGCAAGUAUGACUAUCUUUCCGAGACCGUCAUCGCCGACAGGACAAUCUCAAUGCCCAUGCUCAAUAUAUCUACCGUUGCUGCCGGAGGCGGAUCCAUCCUGUUUGCGCGGAGCGGACUCCUCGUCGUAGGACCCGAGAGCGCUGGAGCACAUCCCGGUCCGGCAUGUUAUCGAAAGGGUGGGCCCCUAACCGUGACGGAUGCCAACCUCUUCCUUGGGCGUCUGGUCGUCUCAUCCUUUCCUUCCAUCUUUGGUGAAAACGCCGACCAGCCUCUUGAUCAAGAUGUGGUUACCGCCAAGUUUCAGGAAAUCACCGCCGACUUCAACAGCCAGACAUCGCAGAACUUGACGGCAGAAGAGGUCGCCCUCGGUUUCCUCGAUGUUGCCAACGAGGCCAUGAGCAGACCAAUCCGAAACACCACGGAAGCCAGGGGCUUUGCACCAGAAAAACACAAUCUUGUCAGUUUCGGUGGUGCUGGUGGUCAGCACGCAUGCGCCAUUGCGAGUAAGCUCGGUAUCAAGAGAGUAUUGAUUCACAAAUGGUCAUCACUCCUCUCGGCGCAUGGCAUAUCUCAGGCUGAUUUGCAAUACGAAUCAUUUGAGCCUCUCUCGCUAGACUUUGGCAUGGACCUAAAUGGAUUCAUCAAGGAGCGUUUAUCAUUGCUCAGAGAGAAAGUCGCUGCUGGACUACUUGCUCAAGGCGCUCAGGAAUCCACGUUGCGAUUCGACGAGUCUCUGGUCAUGAAAUAUUUCGGAACCGACACAACCAUCACGGUGACCACUCCAGACGACCUUGACUAUGGAGCGGCUUUUGAAGCUCUGCACCUGAGAGAAUUUGCCUUCAAGCUGAACCGCAAGAUUGUAAUCGACUCUGUCAAUGUCAGAGGUACUGGCAGCGCCGUGACCCUGGCGACCGAAGAGCCUCCGCUCAAAGCUCUGGCUCGGGUCAAGUCGGUGGCCACGACCGCCCAGACCACAGAAGAACAGAAGGUCUAUAUCAAUGGAUCCUGGAGAAAGGUGCCUAUAUAUCGGCUCGACCAACUUUCCAAGGGUUGCGCUGUCAGCGGACCUGCCAUGAUUAUCGACAAGACGCAAACAAUCUUUGUCGAGCCACGCUUCAAUGCUUACAUUCUUCCUGACCAUGUCAUUCUUGAAGAAAGUAACGUUGAAGACACCGUCACGAGACAAGCCGUGUCGGCAGAGGAAAUCAACCCUCUCUUGCUGUCCGUGUUUGCGCACCGUUUCAUGUCUAUUGCGGAACAAAUGGGCAACACCCUGCAGCGAACAUCAGUGUCAAGCAGCAUCAAGGAACGACUUGAUUUUUCCUGCGCAAUCUUCUCCCGCGAGGGCAAGCUCGUGGCCAAUGCACCCCAUAUCCCUAUUCAUCUGGGCAGUAUGCAAAUGGCCAUCCGCUACCAACACGAGGCCUGGAAAGGCAAGCUGAAGCCCGGAGAUGCUCUGGUCACGAAUCACCCUCUUUCGGGAGGCACUCAUUUGCCCGACUUGACGGUCGUCAGCCCCGUUUUCGUCAAUGGCGACGUUGCCUUUUACGUCGCCUCCCGCGGUCAUCAUACGGAUAUUGGUGGCAAGGGCAUAGCGGCCAUGAUGCCCGAGUCCAAGGAGCUGUGGGAGGAGGGCAUCAGUAUCAAGACCAUGAAGAUUGUUUCUGGCGGCGAGUUCCUCGAGGAUGAAAUUCGGGCUGCAUUUGACAAGGCGGGCUCGUUCCCGGGCUGUAGCCCGACCAGGAGAAUCGCAGACAAUUUAUCAGAUCUCAAGGCACAAAUAGCCUCAAACCAGCGAGGCAUUAUCUUGCUCGGCAAUCUCUGCGAAGAGUUCACACUGCCAGUGGUAUGCACAUACAUGGAGGGGAUCCAGGCCAAUGCCGAGUUCGCAGUGCGCCGAUUCCUCAAACAGCUUGCCAAGAAACACCCCGAGCCACUCACUGCUAUUGACUACUUUGACGACGGCACGCCCAUAAAAAUCAAGAUCAUUAUUGACCCAGAGACUGGCGGUGCCGUCUACGACUUUAGCGGCACAGGACCCCAACAAUGGGGAAACUACAACUGUCCGAUAUCAAUCACGCACUCGGCCAUCAUUUACACCCUCCGAUGCCUUGUCGACGUGGACAUUCCCCUCAACGAGGGCUGUCUGACGCCCAUUGACAUUCGUGUGCCGUAUGGCAGCAUGCUCAACCCUUCGCCCGCGGUUGCCAUUUGCGGGUCGACCUUGGCCAGUCAGCGCGUCAUUGACACCAUUCUGCGCGCCUUUCGUCGCUGCGCGGCAUCGCAGGGCUGCGCCAGCUCCUUUAGCUGGGGCAUGGGCGGGCGGGAUCCCGAGACGGGCAAGGUGCUUCCCGGAUGGAACUAUGGCGAGUCGCUGGGCGGCGGCGUAGGUGCCCUCCCUGGCUACCACGGCGAGAGCGCCAUCAAUGUGCACUCGACAAACACGCGCAACACGGAUCCCGAGGUCGUGGAGAAGCGGACGGCGGUCCUGGUCACAAAGUAUGCCGUGCGCAAGGGCAGUGGAGGCCGCGGCCAAUGGCGAGGAGGAGACGGUGUGACUCGAGAGAUUCAGGCACGGAUCCCGCUCAAGUUUAGCAUCCUCUCGGAUCGCAGAGUAUACCGCCCAUAUGGAAUGGAGGGUGGAGAGGCUGGGCACAGGGGCCAAAACUAUGUUUUCAAAUUCAACCAGGAGGGUACUGGCUUUGAGCAAAUCAAUUUGGGUGGCAAAGCCGUCGUCGUUCUGAAUCCCGGGGAGAAGAUGCAGAUCAACACCCCUGGCGGCGGUGCUUGGGGCAAGCCGGAAGGUGAUGCCGAUGGGUAUCGGGAGGAGGACCAAGCAGGUGAUGGAAUCUAA
Messenger RNA from Pestalotiopsis fici W106-1, 3852 nucleotides. RefSeq lists its product as uncharacterized. The record is from RefSeq and is a predicted model, not a curated record. Lineage: Eukaryota; Fungi; Ascomycota; Sordariomycetes; Amphisphaeriales; Sporocadaceae. Bases 1 to 3852 code for a protein of 1283 amino acids. Gene Ontology annotation, biological process: glutathione metabolic process. Gene Ontology annotation, molecular function: 5-oxoprolinase (ATP-hydrolyzing) activity. The transcript has 3 exons. Gene Ontology annotation, cellular component: cytosol.